AUGAAGACAGAGAAGCUUAUGUCGGUAACAUCGAAGGCAUAUGAAGUAAGAUAUGUCACAAUUAAAAAGCCCUCAAAGCUUGCUCAGUUGGCUAGUCAUUUAGUGCUAAAAACAGUGGAAAAUUGUAGAAGUUGUCCGGCAGAUAGCCUUGGUCGAGAUAAGAAUUUUCACCUCACUAUUACACUCAAAAAUUUUUUGGGUUCUAGUAUAACCAAAGAAGUUUAUGACGUUACUAUAGCUCGUGGGGAAAUAGAGAAGCUAGCAAAUCAAGUUGAUGAAAAUAUUCAUUAUCAUUUACGAAGAGCUGCUAUCAAUGAGUCUUGCUAUGUAGCUGGAGAGUUUUUGGGUGGAGAUUUCUUUG
Messenger RNA from Racocetra persica, 361 nucleotides. NCBI's taxonomy places the organism in Eukaryota, Fungi, Glomeromycota, Glomeromycetes, Diversisporales, Gigasporaceae. The record is from the annotation of a GenBank genome assembly.